This is a messenger RNA of Paramecium sonneborni, 1712 nucleotides long. Lineage: Eukaryota; Ciliophora; Oligohymenophorea; Peniculida; Parameciidae. The record is from the annotation of a GenBank genome assembly.
AUGGGAACCUCACAAUCAUCAAUGGUGUUGGGUUAACCACUCAAGUAAACCAAAUUAGGAACUCAUUACCCUAGAGGAAUUUUAGAGAGAAAAAUAUAGUUAACAGAUGAACAAGUCAACACACUUACUAAUUUUAUUAGACUCAAAGAAAAGAAUAUGAGAUAACCUAUAUUUCUUAAAAUUUAAGGUGUUUAGAAAGAUGAUUCAGGAAUCUUUUGUAAUUCUAAUAACACUAUCAAAAUCUAUACUGAAUUUUGUGAAAUUGACUUAUCAAAUGAAAUUAGAAGAAGAAGAAUUGCUUCUCAACAUUUUACUAAUCAAGAACUUGUAUAUAACUUAAAACAACUAAUUGAAGCUAUGGCAAUCUAUUAAACUUAUAAUAUUCAAUAUAACUUGUCUUCUAAUACAUUACUUUUUGAUACAAUGAUCAAAAUAAUGGAUCCAUAUAUAUUUGAUCUUAAAACACCUUAAUUACCACAUUAUAAAGAUUAAUCUGCAUCUGUAUAUUCAUCAUGGCCUAUAGGCAUUAUUUUAUUAGAAAUGAUUACACUCACUUUAAUGAAUAAUUUAGUUAACAUUGAUGGCACUUUAAACACAUACCUAUUUAGUAAUUUAUUAGAUUAAAUCAAUGAACCUUUUUUAAAAGAAUGCUUACUCUAUAUCUUUGGAGGAAUCUAAAGACCUAAUUAUAUUCAAUUAAGAGAUGAAUUAAAUGGAAAAAUUAUCAGAUUAGUACCUGCCUUCUAAUUAUAACCAGAAAAUAUAUAACAUCCAACUAAUUUUUCUAUUUAAGAACAUUCUAAAUAUUAUGAAUCUAUAUCUUAAUAAUAAUAGAAUAUCAAAACCUAAUCUAAUAAACAACUUCCUCUUAUUCCAUUGGCUCAAUCUAAUUUAAUUAUCAAUACAAAUACUAUUUCUUAAAAAAAAGAAAAUAUUACACCUAUUUCUACAACUCGAUCUAACAAUUAAAGUGUUUUACAAGAAAAAAUUGAAUAAAUCAGAGCUACCUAUUUUAAUCACAAAAACUAAUAAUAACCUUCAUAAAUGUAUUUGUAUCGUAAAAGUCCGGAAAAAUAAUCAGAAACUUCAUCAACAGGAUCUGAAGAAUUAAAAUCCUACUCUAACGGAUUAUAAAUAGAUUUAUAAUCUGAUCCUUUUUGUAGAGAAAGAGAAUCAGAUGUUAAUACUUUAUCAAAACAAUUUAAUUUCUAAAAUGAAGAAUAUAUUUGUGAAACUUAUCUUGAUGGUUCUAUUUAUGAAGGGUUUAAAAAAAACCAAAAAAAAAAUGGACAAGGAAGUCUUUAUUAUAAUGAUGGUGGUUUUUACAUUGGAUAAUGGUAAAAUGAUGUCAUGAAUGGAUAUGGAUCAUUAUAUUAUCCUUCAGGUAAAUUAGCAUAUCAAGGAUGUUGGGCUAAUGGAAAAUUUUAAGGUAAAGGAAUGUUAUUUAAUGAAAAUCCUAAAGAUUGUUAAGAUAUUAAUUAUGAAGAUUUCACAUCUAUUGGUGAUUAUUGGAUUAGUUAUUCAGGAGAUUUUGUGCUUGAUAAAAAAUAAGGUAGUGGCGUUUUAAUUUUUACAAAUGGAGAUAGGUAAAUUUUUUAUUUAUUUUUAGAUUUGAAGGAAAAUUUAAAGAUAAUAUGAUCAAUGGACCUGGUACAUUUAAAUCAGGAAACUAAGUUAUUUCUAGUAUAUGGUCUAAAAAUUUGAUUUUAUGA